AUGGAUAUCGACUCAGAUGAUGACCUCUACCAGCCCGAGGAACCUAAGCUCGAGAGCGCACCUGUAGAAGAUCCUAAGCCUAAAGUAGACGACUUGGAGGAAGGUGAAGAAGAGGAUGAGGGCGCAGCUAUGGACGAGGAUGACGACGACGACGACGACGAUUCAGAUAUCGAUAUUAUCACAGAGCGCAAAGAUGGCACCAAGCCAGCUCCUCCACAACAGGCUAAAUACAGCGACAUUCGAAAUAUUCCCCAAAGGACAGCUUCAAAUGAUAUGCCAGCACAGCCAGCACCAGUGAGGAGGGAAUCAGAAUCUCGGGCAUCAGUCAAUGUUGCUGCACCCAGCGCCGAUAAGACUUCAGCUGCGGCAUCAAAAUCGACAAUCGACGUGAACGCAAACCCAAUUCAUCCCGGAACAGGGAAACCCAUCACUCAAGUCAACAUUGACGAAGACCUUCCAGAGAACGACAAGCCAUGGCGGAAACCCGGCACGGAUAUCAGCGACUAUUUCAACUACGGCUUCGACGAGUUUACAUGGGCCCUGUACGCCUCCAAGCAGGAGACUGUCCGAGGCGAAUUCGGAGCCGACGUCUUCGCACAGAACAAUAAGAAGAUGAUGGAAGACUUCAACAUGAUGAUGAUGGGCGGCAUGGGCAUGCCAGGCGGAAGCAACCAGGGUGGUCAACAAGGAGGUAUGUCUGGCGGCAUGGACGGUAUGUCCCCCGAUAUGCAAGCAAUGAUGCAGCAGAUGAUGGCGUCAGGAAUGGAUCCAAGCCAAAUGGAUCCCAGUCAGAUGAGCGCUAUGUUCUCCGGCAUGCAAAACGCUGGUGGCCAGGGUGCUCAGGGCGGCCAAGGAGGCAACUUUAAUGGUGGCUUCGGCGGCAAUCAAGGCGGUUUUGGCUAUGAUCAAAAUAUGUCUGGAGGCGGCGGCAGAGGUGGUUUUGGAGGUCGUGGACGCCGUGGACGGUGGUAG
Molecule: messenger RNA, 972 nt
Organism: Fusarium coffeatum
Lineage: Eukaryota; Fungi; Ascomycota; Sordariomycetes; Hypocreales; Nectriaceae
Exons: 4
Coding region: 1-972 (323 amino acids)
Cellular component (GO): mRNA cleavage and polyadenylation specificity factor complex
Molecular function (GO): RNA binding
Source: RefSeq, a predicted model, not a curated record